AUGUCGGCCAAUGUCGCCCACAGUUCUAAGCCAGGAAUAUCUGGUCAAGAAUUUGAUAAAUGCGUUGAAAGAGAGGACAGAAGGGAAGAUGAUUCAACCUUCUUAAAGAUGCAACAAAGCUAUUGGGAAGCAAAACAAGCGUUUAUUAGUAAAUUAAGACGCAAAGAAGAUGAUUGUGUUGUCGCUUCUGAUGCACCUUUAGAUGCCAAAUUAGAGCUUUUCCGCUCUAUCGAGGAAACAUCUUGCUCUCUAUUAUGUAUAUUGGAAGGAUAUCAAGAUCGUCUCUGUACUUUAGCUCAUGAUGAAAAUACGACCGGAAGGUUUCUCAAAGAAUGUGGUAAAAUUGAUAAAACUCGAGCUGGUAAAAUGAUGACAGCCUCAGGAAAGACUUUAUGUUACACGGCUCAGCAAAGGAUUCAACUGAGAAAUCCUUUGGUUAGACUGUACCAAGAAGUGGAAACCUUUCAGUAUCGAGCUAUUGCUGACACCAUGAUGACCAUUGAGAAAAUGGAGAAGGCUCGUAUUGCCUACAGAGCUGCUCUUCUCUGGAUGAAAGAUUUGUCCCAGCAACUUGAUCCUGAUACAUACAAACAGUUAGAAAAAUUUCGCAAAGUUCAGGGUAAAGUUAGACGAACCAAGGCUCGUUUUGAUAAGCUCAAAUUGGACACCAUUCAAAAGAUUGAUAUGUUAAGUGCUUCUCGGUGUAAUAUGUUCAGCCACGCUCUAGUCUUGUAUCAGACAAAUUUUUCCACUUUCUGGGAAAAAACUGCCAAAGCAAUGAAAGCGAUUUCGGAUAAUUUUAAAGGUUAUCAACACUACGAGUUUAAUUUUCUUAAGGAUCUAACAGAGACUAGUAAAAAAUUGGCCCAAGAGGACAACAGUAGCUUCACUUUGGGUAAAAUACUUACCGAAGGACAAGCGGAUAAAGAUUCACUUAUUUUCUUUGGUUCGGAGUAUCAUGAUGAAGAUGGUGCGAGCGGUGAACCUGAUGGUGGUAAAUCAGCUCAUUCCAAUCACCAUAAGAUAAUUGAUCCAAUUGGAAAUACCGAUGACGAUGAUGAUGUUAAGCUAAUAGAUAUGGAUCUCUUCCAAUUGCCAAGUGAACCGGGUAGAAAGCAACGAUUUCAAGACCUUCUCGAUUCCCAACCUCGAUCAGAUGAUGAGAAUAUACUGAAUGAUAUUUUCUCAAUCCAGUCUAUCAAAGAACAAGCAAUCCCACAACCAUCUUCCUCAUCAUCGAUUGACAGUUUUUUCCCGAGUCAUCUCAUGGAAUUAAGUAAACAAGUAUCAUCCAAUUUAAUGGCUUCUGGAUCAACCUCAGCUCCUGAUAGUAGCUCAUCUGAAGGAAAGAACAAAUCCAAAAAUUCUGGGUCAAAUCAAACGAAGGACAAUAAGAGAGCCGAUUGGUUCAAUCUCUUUGCUGAACUUGACCCACUGGCCAAUCCGGACGCCUUAGGUUCCAAAGGAAAGGAUGACGAAAGAAACUGCUGA
Messenger RNA from Panonychus citri (citrus red mite), 1491 nucleotides. It is a transcript of the gene ICA69, whose product is annotated as islet cell autoantigen 1-like. Gene Ontology annotation, cellular component: Golgi apparatus. Gene Ontology annotation, molecular function: protein domain specific binding. Gene Ontology annotation, biological process: regulation of transport. The transcript has 3 exons. Lineage: Eukaryota; Metazoa; Arthropoda; Arachnida; Trombidiformes; Tetranychidae. Bases 1 to 1491 code for a protein of 496 amino acids. The record is from RefSeq and is a predicted model, not a curated record.